UAGAUGGCAUAUCAAAAUGCUUCAAUGUAUAUAUUGUGAUACUGUGGCAAAACGUUUGUACAUAUUAUUUCGAUUCAUCAUCGAGCGUUUAAUUUCGGAGUUGGCUACGUACGGUCCAACGAACACAAAACGAAACUGUAUUGCCCAAUAGAAGCGAGAACUGGAAUUCCUUUGGGAACUACCUAAUCUUACCUCAUCAGAGCUCAUUUCCUGUAGCCUUUGGUGGACUAUCUUGAAUAUACAGACCUCUCUCUCCAUCAACACCUGGAUUCGACCAUGGCUGGAAAGGAUAUGACACAUCUGGUUCUGCACGUGUUGUUCUAUUCAACCAUAGUCAACUCUCAAGUUCUUGCUCUUUCUGUUUACCUCGAGUCGGACAAGACUGUUACGAAUGCCGGAGAACAUGUUACGUUUAUUUGCACUGCAACAGAACACCAGCCAGCUCCAGAACUGCAUUACUACAGAAUUCAGACUGGUAGUACGACGAAGGUGGACAUGUACAACGACUAUAUAUUGUCAAAGGCGGACAACCAGGCACGCUUUUACUGCGAAGCAAAAGUGCCCGGAUACCCGGAAAAGAAUACAGUUUCAGAAACGAUCACCAUCACAGUAAAAUUCAAUGCCACACGGAUCACUAUGACAGAGAAGCCACCAAACUCAGUUGGAAACGGUGAUCUUGUGAGCCUGAAAUGUCGGACAGACAGCAGCUAUCCAGGUGCCGAAAUCGAAUGGUUAAAGUUCAGACCAGGGUGGCAAGCUCCGCAGCAAAUUUACACAUCGAUCAAAUCAAAGCAAGACAGGGCUGACUUCGGUACAGUGCAGGAGAGCGAACACAACUUCCUGGCGACCAGAGAUGACGGUGAUGCUACCUAUGUAUGCAAAAUCAAAGAGACUGACAUCCAAAGUACUGUGUUGAUUAAUGUCACAUUUCCUCACACGGGGACAGAACUCAAAGGCGACCACACGACAGCUUCCCCGCUGAACAGUCCAACGACACUUCACUGUCGGACAGACGAGAGCAAUCCAGCUGCUGUUCUCAAGUUGUUUGAGUUGACAUACCGAGAAGGUGCAGCCCCCUCUUGGAACGAAGUCAAGGACAACAUUACCUCACAAGACGUGCCGGGCCAUUAUGGCGGAACGAUGACAGUAUCUUCGUUAAGUUUAAAAGCUACUAAAGCAUUGAACAGCCGGAAGUAUAAAUGCAUGUCUGUCUAUUCAUCGGGGAACGAAUCCAUGGUACUAAAUUCCUCAAUCGCCACCAUAAAAGUCAAAUGGGCGGCAACAGAAGUCUUGAUGACAGACAAGCCCCUGCACCCAAUUAAUGUCGGUGAGGCAGUCAACAUAACAUGUGAAACGAGCAGUAGCCAAUCUGGCCCACCCGGUGAAUUUGACUGGUUCAAAAACGGCCAGCCAGUCCCUCCACGUUUCACUAUAUCAGAAUCCAGUUCAGAACGAGAUGGUGUGGAUUACUAUGUCAGUAGUCUUCAGUUCGCAGUUGACAAAAUUGACAACCAGGCCAGCUUUGAGUGCAGGAUUAACGUUGAGAAAGCCUUUCGGAAGGAGGUCACUGUACAAGUAUUUUUUAUCCCGGACGGAAUCAAGCUGAGUGACUCGCUUAUAACAUCAUGGGAAGGCGAUCGAAACACUUUGGUCUGUGAGACCACAUCGAGUAGUAAUCCACCAGUUAUUCUUUCCAUGUGGAAAGCAGGUAAAGCGCUGGAUCAGCGGGUCGGCCCAGAUGUGACAGACGGAGACAACGGAGGAUAUAGCGCCAAAGUUGAGGUGUUAGUUGACACCAGCCGUUCUGAUAACGGGGUGCAGUACCUCUGUAUCGCGACCUACAUGAACACUUUGACGUUGCUAAUGCCAGCACGUAACAAUGUGAAGUUCAACCCAACCAACAUCUCAAUCACAGAUAAACCAACUCGGCCAUUACUUGCCGGCGAGAUCUUUCCUAUCACAUGCAAAGCGGACAGUGCGAAUCCUGCUGCAGAUAUCCUAGUUCAUCGUAAGAGGCAAGGUCACAGCUGGGAGAACAUUACGGUUGAUAACGGCUUGAUUUUCUUAAAAGAGAGAAAAAAAGAUGGCGCCUACAAUGGCGAGAUACGAACGAGUCAGAUACGUGUUAACGCGACGCGACACGACAACGGUGCAGAAUUUAGAUGUCUGGUGAGGGAUCAGGCUCACGGCUUUGAAGUGAUGGAUACUGCUCUAGUAGAAGUGUUUUACCCGCCCAUACUAGAGAUGGAGAAGAGCAGCAGCAUAAUGAAAGAGGGCGCCAAGCUGGUAUUGACCUGCAAAGCAUUCGCUGGAAAUCCAAGCAACUAUACGUACUCAUGGUACCACAAUGAUAUCCUAAUUUCCGGUGCGAGAGAAAGCGUCUACCGGGUAGAAAAUGUAUCAAACACGCAGGGCGGAACCUAUAGAUGCGAAGUAAGGAAUUACUCGCCAGGAGGUGCUGUGUCAAUCGCCGGAAACAUCGAUGUUCAAUAUAAACCCCGCUGGAACCCCCAAUUCUCUAAAAUCAUGACCAAGCUGGCGAACCUCAACGAAUGGGUAACUUUAAACCUACACGUGACGGCUAAUCCCAGUCCACCUAGUAUCAAGUGGUCACGCCAGUCGAGAGAGAAAGCGACCUUUACCGUCCACGGCAACGCCGUGACCUCUUCCAUCAAGGUUCAAGUCACUGGAAAUUCUGACUUCGGAUAUUACAUCGCAACUGUAAUGAACGGCAUUGGAGUAACAGUCUUCGAGUUCAUGUUAGUGAAAGACGCAGCCACUACACCCAUGACAUCAAGUAUGAACAUAACUGAGGGCAAUGAAAACAUAACACAGAAUGGCGUCAAUGCGACAGGUUUGGCGGAGCGAAAGAGUGUCGCGAGUGCUGACUCCGGAUCCAUGAUCAGAGCCCGAUUUCCUAUCUACAUGUACGUCCUGUUCGUUUUGUUUGCGGCUCAUCUCCCUUCAUAUACAUAAUUGCAGCCCUUCCCGCCUUCGAGAACAUAGACAGACAAAUACACAUGGUAACAAUGCGACAGGUUUUGCGGAGCGAAACAGUGUCCUUAAAGUCAGUCAUUUACUGGUAACGAUUACCUACAUUGAAAGUCCAAAUAAAAUACAAUGCAGUUCUAUCAAUCGCUUCAUUAAUAAACAGUUUCCUAAAAAACAAAACGAGCACCAGCCCCGUAACAUUUUAUGCAAUUCUGUUUAAAAGUCUGAAGUCCAAUAAAGGAAGCCUAUCUUCAAUAGCUCGAUGCAAGAUGUGAUUUUAAGUAGUUGUUGCAUCGAAAGUGUGUGAACAGAUUCCUUAAUUACUUAUCUCAGAAUAUCAGACAGAAUGGACACUCUGUUCUAAAAUCAUAUUGUAUAUAUCCAUGUAUUCAAAACGCCCAUUUCAUUGUUGAUGUACCCCACAUGUAGGUAUUCCCAAACCCAUUACCCUAGAAUAAUCAUUUUUUAAAUAUACUGUUGUAAGCUUACAUUGUAUAUACUAGCAUAAUACCCGUGGCGCGGGUUGUUUUAGGGUGUUGGCUUACUGUGGGGUUGGGGCAAUUUGGGUGAAAUGAAAUUAUAUGUCUGGGGGUUGUGAUGUUGUCUUGAUUUUUAUGAUUGGGACUAUCUUGGUGAUAUGGGUUGAUUGGUCUGAGGGGUUGUGACCGGAAAAAUCAAACGCCACUCCAUUUUGACGAACUAGUUCGCGAAUGAUGAAGAGGCAACAUUGGCGUGAAGUCACGAAUGCCGCGAGCAUAGUGGGUGGCAGCACCAGACGGAGGAAGUAGUUCGCCUAGGGUUUUUUCGACACCCACCGCACGGAUUCCACUCGUUCCAGAACACUCACUUACUUGUAAAUCUGCAGUGGUUAGCCUGUUUUUAUUGCAGGGAAAAAAUGUUAAUGGGGAUUUUAUUAUUAUCUUUCAUAUUUGCCCCGGGUAUUCAUAUAGGGAGCGGUGCGGUACUUUGCGCCCAGUGCUUGGGUCGGGUGAGGCGGUUUUAUUAUUAAUUGACGUGUAUCACGUGAUGAAAUCCCAUAAGGUACUUCGAAAAAUUAAGAGCGAUUAACAACGUAAGGUGAAAGAGUACGACCAAAAUAAAGGGGGAAAAUUGCGGAGAUGGAUGAAUGCUUCAAACAUAUAGUGGAUUGAAAAACAUCUUGUUCUAGAUUCAAACUAGAUUAUUUUUGAAGAUAUUGUAUAUUGUAUGUAUUGCACAGAGUGAAAAACAUUUUCUCUCUUCAUUCAAAUGCGAAUAUUUCAUAUUCCUUUAUAUGUUGUGUGGAUUUUGUUUUUCAAGAUUCAAUAACGUAUAAUAUUUCUGAAGAUUUUCCUUGAGAUCCGCUAUGAUGCACUGGAGAAUUGCUCAGCAAUGACAAUGGGAAUAGCUAGUCGUGCCUUUACAUUGUAUAGCUCUGUUAGUUACCCCGCUUCGCCCAACGUGUUCAUGUGUGUGUUUUAUAAACAACGCGUUUCUAUAUAUUUAAUGACUUUUUAAGUAAAAAGAUAUAAUUUGUAUACACACAUGACUGUGUUCAUAGUUUGAGAUAUUUCGAUUUGCUAAAGUUAGUUUUAUUCCUGGCUGUUUUAAGAGGAGGUGGCUAGUCACAUGUUCAGUGUGUAGUUUGCAGUGUGAAGUGCUGAAUGAGCUAUGUUUCCAGGACAUAGGAUUUAUAAUAAACAUGUCCGAUUGGAUUCCCAUGUUAGAUUCUUUUUAUGAUUAACUGUGUGUUGAAAAAUAGUAACGUUCAUGUAAAUCUUACAAAUACAUUAUAAAGCAUUAUGUAACUAUUGAUAUGUUAACUUAUUUAAGUCUGUAAAAUUAACGAA
Molecule: messenger RNA, 4820 nt
Organism: Lineus longissimus
Lineage: Eukaryota; Metazoa; Nemertea; Pilidiophora; Heteronemertea; Lineidae
Product: nephrin-like
Exons: 11
Coding region: 277-2976 (899 amino acids)
Source: RefSeq, a predicted model, not a curated record